This is a messenger RNA of Megalopta genalis, 5288 nucleotides long. Lineage: Eukaryota; Metazoa; Arthropoda; Insecta; Hymenoptera; Halictidae. The record is from RefSeq and is a predicted model, not a curated record.
UACUCUGGUGAGCCAGCUUCGAAAUUAAUUUGUUCGCAACAGAGACAGAGCAUUUUCCAAAAAUGUUUUAAAAUGUGCUGCAGAAUGAUGGAGGGGAGAUCUCAUUUAGGAUUGAAUAAUGCCACUUUGCAGCACAUUUCAGAAAUUUACACAAUUUUCCAAAAUGUUCUAUCUUUGUCGCAGACAAGUAAUUGCGAGCCUAGGUAUAUUUCUGCAAUUGUCUGCAAUUUCGAAAGACUGACACAUCGAUUGACACCGAUAAUGUACUAAACUUGUGACUGCCUGACGUUUGGCGUAUGCAGAUUACAAUGUUUUACAAAGAGAUGUGACACAGAUCUGUUUAUUAACAAAAAUAUUAAAAAUUGAUUGAUGAACUUCCAACUAGAAUAUAAGAUCUGGUCAUAAACAUUCCAAAACAUGUAGACAAUUUAGUAAAAUGAACUGUUUUGACAUGUAUUAUAUGUGAUGCAUAACAGGUAAAAGUACCAAAAUUGAAAAAUUCUGGAAGACCAAGAUGGUUAUUUCUUAGAUUUCAUGAGUAUCCAGGAGAGAUGGUACCUAGUAAAAUUGAAUUUUGUUAAUGUUAGGAUAUUUUAAGUAGUGUUUACAAAUUUUAUUCCCUAUGUUGAGUACAUGAGGGUUAUGAUUAAUGCUAAUAAGAGAUAUUAAGCAGAUAAAAAAGUCAAAAAAUGUAAUAAAAUUUUGAUUACUACUAUUGAAGGCAAUGUCAACAGCAUCUGUGAGUGCAAUACACUCAGCCAUAAAAAUAGAUGCAUUUUUACUUAUGUUUUUUACCGCUGAUAUGUUCAAAUUGUGGCAGACACAGGUUGUUAUAACCACAGUGGUAUCCUUAAUUUUAUUCUAAUUUGUGAAUAUAAAAAGUACACCUUUUUUAUGCAAGAAAUGUUUAAUUAAGAGGUUGGAUUCUUUUAGAUUUAACCAUAGUUCGACCAAAGUCAACGUCAAUAUGAACUUCAUUAAGUAGGGUGAAAUAAUUAUACUUGUAUACAUUAUAACAAUUAGAAGAAUGUAUACAACCAGUUAAAUUAUCUUGAUCUUUUAAACAUUGAAGUGUUAUAAAUUAAUAGUCCUGUGUUAAAAUGGAUUUUAAAAAGAUAUGAACGGGGUGGGACCCAGUAGAAACGUGGAAGAGUAGGACCCAAUAAGUACAUGCAGGAAACCAUUACAAUAUUUGACAGAAUAUUGAAACGUGUGUGUCUGUUUAAGGAAGAUUUAUUACCACAGUUAAAGACUUCGAGCUGAAACUACUCAAAAGUAGUAGCAAUAGGAAAAACGAAGACAAUGACAGCAACAGCAAUUACGAAGCGUUUAUCACAAAACACGUUAUCUUCAAGGUCGAUAUGUACACCGUUAAAUUAAAGAAUGGUAUUAUACCGGAGAAAAUUAGUAUAUCGCCGGAGAAAUGCAACAUCCGGCGAUGUACUAAUUUUCUCCAGUGUAAUGCAAUAGAACAACACAAACGAUUAGCUACCAAGCAUCUCCUUCGAUACCGAAAUAAGUUUUCUAGUGACGCAUCAAUUGUUUAACCAACAAGUUUAUGGAGUUUAGCGAGUUCAUAAUUUUGGAGAAGCAGCUGUUAGGUGAUAGUGAUGAUGAUUGAUUAAAAAAAAUAUGCUCCAGAGGUGAAGAAACGGCUACGAAGUUUGAAUCUCAUAGCCGUUUCUUCACCUCUGGAGCGCGUGGUCGCCGAAUCGUACAAGAAACUCUGCAAAUUUGAGUAAGAAAUAGCAACAUUACAUCUGUAAAAAUUGCACACCAAGAGGCACUGAAGAGGAUUUCUGAGCUGGAGAAACAGAGAAAGAAAUGAACUCGAAUGCAUCAAUACUAAAUUACUAGCUAAAUUAAGUCAAAAGACAUCCGAAUUGGAAUCGACAGCAACCUUGGAGACAUGAAUUCUUGGACAAAUGGAAUUUGCUUUUCUUUUAAAUGUAAUAAAAGACUAUUUGAAAUAACUUAAAAUAUAAAUAUGAAAUAUAAAAAGAUGAUAUACAACUAUUGUCAAAAUUAUAUUGUAAAACAAUAGUUCCACUCAAAGUCUGUGACAUAUUAGAUAGUUCAAUGAAACUCUAUUGAUCGAGACAUAGUUUCCAUUGUGUUAGCAGAUUAUUGUCUUUUAUAAAUUUUCUUCCAAUGGAUAUGCUCGUUUCAGUAUUCUGUCAGAUAUUUAAACGGUUUCCUGCAUGCGUGACGUUCUCUGUAAAUAUAUAUAGGGAUGGUGAACUGGAGAAGAGAAGUCGUGAUUAACAGAGAGAGGGUAGCUGUAUUCCCCUCAAAGUUGUUUAUACGCUAUCCGUUAUCGAUACGCAUGGUUGCUAUGACGACGAAUUAUAAACGUUUCCACUGAAUUCCAAAUAUCUGGCUCUACGAACCGAUUUAUCUAUCAGAGAGCAGUUUAACGAGUAAAUAAAGAGCAGAAAUGGCGAUGAAUAAUAAUAUAGAUACUGUUUUAAGCCUUCUAGGGUGGGAAGAUGGAUUCAAAAUUCCAGUUUCAAAUGCGGAGAAUAAACAAUUAGAAGAAGAAAUCGAAAGCAAAAUGAAACUGAAAGAAAAUUUAAGUGGGAAAUUCCAGUCUGCGAAGGAAAAACUUACAAUGAUGAAAAAUCGUCUAAACACUUUGAAAACGGAGCAAGAUAUGAAUCAAAAGCUUCUCAACACGCACUCUGUGCAACUUGAAACUGAAAACCACCAUUACAGACUGAACUGCAGCACAGAAUCGAGUUUGCGGCAAGAUGCGCGAAAUUUUGAAAAGGAAUGGAAGAAAGUGAAUGAGGCAGUGACAAAUGUUACAAAAGAAUUAGAAAAAAUGACAAAAAAGAUUGAGGCAGCAAAAAACGCGGUAAAAUACGAUGAAAAAAACUUGAAAGAAUGGGAAGAUUCAUUGAAUCAAAACGAGGAUAAUAAUCAACUUAUAGAACAAUAUCUGAAAGAAGAUUCGAAAGAGUACAAUGAAAUGGAAUUGAAAAGGCAGAAACUGUGUAAAGAAUUGCAAACCUACCGUGAGGCAAUUAUUAAAAUAACUAAUGAAGGACGAGAGACUGAAAUUGUUCUUGAUCGCACAACCAAAUUGUACAAUCAAGCGUCAGCGGACUAUCGACAAAUAUGCAAUCAAUGGAGGGAAAGUGUUGUCAUGUUGCAACAGAAAAACGACGAUAUUCAACGUGUUCUUAAAGAAACUGAAUCACUGCAAGAGAUCACACAAGAUAAAAGAAAUGCACUUGAGGAAUCAGAGAAGUUUUUAAGGGAUCAAAGAGAAAACAAUAGACAAGUUGAAGAAUUGAUUAAAAAAUUGGAGAAAAAUCUUUGUAAUAUAAAAGAAGAACAGCAAAAAGCAAAAGAAACGCACAGUGCAUAUGAGAACCAACUUGUCAUACAAAAAAAUAUCAUAAAAGAAUCUACCAACCGUGUGGAACAUCUACGGAAUGACAUAAAACGCAAAGAGGCUGAAAUUCAAAAUAAAUCAAUGAAAAUCGAGAAGUUAAACUUGCAAGUAGCUGAAUUAACCAAAAAAUUGCAAGAUAUUGGUGACCAAGAAUUAGAUAUAAAAGAAAAAGCAAAAGAGCUAGAAAAGAUGUUUCAGGAACAAGAAAAGAAGAAAGUUACAAUAAUUAAAGAAGUAAACCGAUUACAAAACGCAAAUUUGCGCGUUAGAAAUCAGAUACAAAAAUUAGAAGAUGAAAGGAAGAUUGCAAGAAUGCAGUAUCUGAAUGAAUCUAAAAAGUACGAAUAUUUGGACAAGCUGUGUUCUAAAGAUGAAAAGAUUUUGGAGGAAGCGAAGCAAACAUUAUAUCAAGUGGAUUUCGAAUUACAAAAGUCCGAAAUGAAAUUAGAUAGAUUAAGAGGUCAUGAACGGGAUAAGUCUGAAGCAGAAAGAAAACAAAUAAAAAUUGAAGAACUAAAGGGCACCUUAGACGAAAAGAUGAAAAUAUCAAAAUUGUUACAAAGUCAAAUCACAAACUUAGAAUAUGACAUGAGAAAAAUGACCAAUAGUAUUGCAAGUGACAACAAUGAAUUAGAGUAUCUAAGAAACAAAAGGCAGGAUUUAGUUCUUUUAACGGAUGCAGGAGAGAAACAAUUGAAAGCAGCUCAAAAUUGUUAUGAAGAGAAACAAGUAGAAGAAAGUGUUUUGCGACUUAAAGUAUCACAGCUGGAGAAAAUGAUAUCUAGCAUUGGGAAUAGUGUUUAUGACUUGGAAAGAUAUCGACUCGAGUUGGAAGCAGCAGUGAAAGAACGCAAGGCAGAAAUAGCUGUACAAAAAGAAACGCUUAUCAUUGAAAAGAGGAUUGCUAAUAGUGAAUGUUCAGAAGUAAAAAAUGCUAUAGCUGAACGAAAUAUUCGAAUAAAACAACUACAAGCAAGGUAUGAAAAUGGUAUAGCUAUGUUAGGCACUAAUCCUGAUGGUACUCCAAUCAAUACUACCCAAUUGAAGAUUCAAAAUGCACAAGAAAGAUAUCUUUUACAAGAGCAAGGUGAUAAGUUAGAUGAAACCAUAACGAAAACUGAACUUGAAAUACAAGCCAUGGAAAACACGUUAAGAGUAAUAAAUGUUUGUAAUGACAAAUACAAAUUAACAACCUUGUCCACGGAUGAAAAAAAUAAACCUGAACAAGAAGAGCAUAGAAAAUUGGAUGAAGAAUUACAAAAUAUGGAGCAAACUUUAAAACAAAAAAAUUGUGAACUAAACUGCUUAACUGAAAAUCUACAGAAAAUGCAAAAUGAAUAUGUUGGAGUCUUAAAACAGAUUGAUGAAAUUCAAGAACAGAAAGAAAAUAAAAAUCAAUACAUGGUUGAGUUAAGGCAACAAAUUCGUGAACAAGAAGGAAAAAUAUUAAGAGCUGACAAAAGUUUAAAAAAUGUACAAAAAGCUAUUCAACAAAAAAGUCUUACUACAGGGGAUUCGUUAGUGCUUAUACAAGAAAAAGAGAUAGAACUGCGUGAACUACAAGAACAAAAUUUUAUUCUUUCGCAAAAUAUUGCAGAAUUUACAAUUCACCAUGUGGAAGCAGAAGCUUAUAUCAAGAAGCUUCUAGCUGCUAAAAAUAUGGAGUUACCAUCUAUUCCAUUAACUAUACAGACACCAAUGUCCAAUCAUUCCCAUAAUUCUCCUAAUUCGAUAGAAUAUGUGUCAAAUAGUACACAUCGUAAAAGCAUUAUUUCAUCAUCUAGAGAAAGUAUUGGUAAAGUUGUCAAUAUUAUGCCUGAGUUUCAAACAAUUGCAUCAAAGGCUUCCAACAAAAGGUUUACAAGACAUGAAAAACAAUCAUCUGUAA